UUCGUCCCGGUUACACUAUAUCUACGACAUUCCUUACCUCGACAACUCCUAUACUCGAAAGUUCCCAUAGAACUGGUCUGCAAGACGUCUCGGACCCCUGACGCAAUUCUACACUCGAAUCCCCGGGCGCAUUCCUCGGGCGCAUUCAUCAGCUGCAUCCUGGUGCUGCAGCAAAUUCAUUACGUGAAGAGUUUUUGGUCCUGUCUUCGCCGUUGUCAGGUACACGGUUUUCCGGCGCCCUUCUUCUCAGCUCGACUCAUAUGGCUUCCAUCGCUCCUCCCCGAGCCGAGCUUCGCAAGUAAUGCCGACCCAUCCGGCCGCAUCACCAGAGUUGCACCCCAGCUUCCCCUGAUCCCGAGGCCUUGUGAGAAGGUCAAACCUGAGAGAACGAAAGUGGACGCCUCGCCUACGGCGAAGAUCUGAACACAUCACCAACGGAAAGAAUAUAAUGCACAACUGAAUCUCCGACAACGGCUACUAGAACUAAAACAUGAAAAUGGACCGGCCUCCUUGGAUCUCAGGGUCGGAGGAACUGGUAAAUAUGGUCGCCCGAAAUGGACAAACGUCGGACAAUUCACAUCGACGAGUUUCCGACAAACCGAAUGAGGCUCUGAGUUCGUCGCCCACGUCAACGGAGGUUGAUGUCCGACAAGCCGUCACUAGACCUCCCAGUGCCAAACUUCCUCUAUGUGGAGACAUUUCAGAAGGACAACCCUCUCUUCGGCACCCAUUCCCUCACCUCUAUCAUUCGUCCAGUACCUCGAGAUCCCCGUCCACGCGGACGUCUUCCAGCUCGUUGCAGGCAUUGAAUGAGGAUACAGUGGUUGAUGCCCGAUCGGAUCACAGCGGAUUUGCGCGGAAUCUCAUCACCCGCAAAUUGGUGCAUCUAGGACAGUCGGAGAUUCCACCCGGAGAAUAUACUGUAGAUUAUCCUGUCUACCCGGAUCAAUCAUACGCUGUGCUCCAAUCCCAGGUUCAUCCCACGUAUCAACCUCCCUUCCUACGCACCCGCAGUUCGUACCCGUCUCGGAUCGAGGCCGCUUCUCGAUUCCCUCCAGCACGUGCUGCGCGCACAGCGGGCAAUACGCCCAUCUCUAGCCCUGGCCUCUUUUCCGUGCGCAGCCCUCGCUCAACCCCGAUCGGAUCGGAUGACGAAGGCCGGAUAAGUAGUCCAUAUUUACACCCAACGCAUCUACAACCGCCUAAAGAGACGCAUACAGCAGAGGUAGACCGAGAUUUGGUCACUGGCAACAAGCUGAUCAACCAAUACGAGAUCCUCGAGGAGCUCGGACGUGGGGAGCAUGGGAAAGUGAAAUUAGGCCGACAUGUCACAACUCGACAGAAGGUCGCCAUCAAGAUUGUUCAGCGAUACUCCAAACGUCGUCGCCUGGGAAAAUUGGGCAAUCCCGAAGAUAAGGUCAAGAAAGAGGUUGCUAUUCUGAAGAAGGCUCGGCAUCCAAACGUGGUCAGUCUGCUGGAAGUGAUCGACGACCCCAAUCGACAAAAAGUAUACAUAGUCCUCGAGUAUGUGGAAAACGGUGAAAUUAUCUGGCGCAAGAGAGGUCUGCGGGAGAUCGUGCAUGUCGAUAAGCGCCGAUUAGAGCGCGAAAAGGCCGGUAUUCCCGAGACCCCCUCAUUCAUGGAAGAAAGUCAGCAAUAUGUCAGAACUGCCCGGCACCUCCGCCGCCAACGCGAAAAGGCUCGUGAACGGCUCGAAGCGCAGGCGGCCUUUGCACAAGAGGCUCCUAUUCCAGCCUGGAGUCUGGAACACGGAGCAGAGUCCGACGAAGAGCAAGAUGCAGAGCCGGGUGUGGCCCGCAUUCCAAGCCGUUCCCUGAUGAGCUCCGAUGAAAAUCAAUCUUCUCCCUGCCAUUCUUACGCAUCAGGUCCCGAAGCAGCAUUGGCCGCAGUCGAAGGUAGCAUGUAUGGCGCAUAUGCAGAUUACUCUUUCGACAGAAGAUUCAGCACCGCAUCAAGCAGCUUCGGCUAUGCUCCUUCCGAGCCCGAGUGGCUCAGUGACGACGAUGAUAUGUCGUAUGUGCCCUGCCUUACGUUUGCUGAGGCGCGUAACGCUUUCCGAGACUCGCUCUUGGGGUUGGAAUACUUGCACUUCCAAGGCAUCAUUCACCGUGAUAUCAAGCCAGCCAAUCUGCUGGUCACCAGUAACUACCGGGUCAAGAUUUCUGACUUUGGGGUAUCUUAUCUUGGUCGACCUAUUAGAGACGAGGAUGAAGAACAGAUUGAAGAAACGGACGCGACCGAACUGGAUGACGCACGGGAGCUGUCCAAAACCGUUGGAACACCCGCCUUUUAUGCACCGGAAUUGUGCUACACAGGCGAUGAUUUUGUGGACAGUCUCGGCAGUCCUCCUCGGAUCACGGGUGCAAUCGAUGUUUGGUCUCUAGGUGUUACGCUUUACGGCAUGAUUUUUGGACGCCUACCAUUUGUCUCAGAUGACGAAUAUAGUAUGUUUCAGACGAUCGUGAAGAAAGAGGUCUUCAUCCCGCGGAAACGUCUGAAGCCGGUCGGAGAGGACCCUGAUACCGCUAGCCAGUGGCCGCGCUUCGAUGACUACAGCAAGCGAAUGGAGGACGAAUUGGUGUAUGAAGAUAUUGAUGAUGAACUCUAUGAUCUCCUGAAGCGGCUGUUGACCAAGGAUCCGGUAAAGCGAAUCACUGUGAAGGAGAUCAAGCACCAUCCCUGGAUUCUCUACGGCCUCCCCAACCCCAGAGCUUGGGUGGAAGAGACUGACCCGGGAUAUCAAUGCAAGGGCAAGAAGAUCGAAGUGUCGAACGAAGAAGUCACAACGGCUGUCAGCAAAGUACCUCUAUUUCAGCGGGUGCGGUCCAAUGUUGCGAAAUGGUCCAAUUUCUUGACCGGACGAUCGAAAGAGAAGGAUGGUCGCAAGCGGACUCCUAGUAACAAUUCUUCCGCUGACUCCGCCUCUGGCAAGUCACUCUGGGAGGGUCGCCGUCUGAGUCUUAGGGGUGACGAAGAUAUGUCGCGUUCAUUUCGCUAUCUGAGGGAUGGGGAACACCCCCUAUCGCAGAGCGUCACUGCGAGUCCGGUCGGCCGGGACGAGCAGACCUCUUACUUCAUUCAGUCCGAGUCUGCUCCGUCGCAUGAGCGGAUCGUGCGCCCCGACCCACCUGAGCGUGCAACAUCAACCCUGUCCACAGCCGAGUCUGCAAAGACCGUGAAGCCACAUGAUUCGAGGAACUCACCUUUGCCACAACGGACUGGCACGCCUGUUCGCGUAGAACACUCAGGAACUACCAGCCUGGGUGGGCUUUUUGGCGGCGCAAGCCGUCGGCUAGCACGUGGACUUCAGCCCCAGGACUGGCGCUUCGAUCGGUCUGUUUCUGGCGAGACAGCAUCUUUAGACAGCGACCGCCACUCCGAGCCCAGUCUGGUCGUCAGUGUUACUUCUGCGGUCGGCCACAUGCAACACUCUGCCCUGCGUUCCAAUGAAGAUCUGCUUUCGAUCCCCCAUGACACUUCAUUGUCCACAUCCCCGGGACAUCGACGCAACCGCUCUCAUCAGCUUCCAGGUAGACAUUCCGAGCCCUUCCACAUCACCCGAGAAGCCUUGUUACGAAAGAGACGGAGCGGCAUUGAAUCGACAUUCGAUAUGGACCCUGCACCGACCCGUGGCCCACAUGGAUCAGACUUCCAUGAUACACUUGUCCCGCCGUAUGAGGCUUACACGCAGGCUACCGGCCCCUCGGUUGAACAUUUCAUCUCCGGCGAGUCCUGUUUGACAACCUCACCGCCUUCAGCUGCUACUAUUUCUUCGUCCUCGGUAGAUGAGUAUACUAGUGGAAUGUCUCAGCGAACAUCUCAUGCAAGCAUCCCAUCCGUGGUGUCGGGGGCGUCUUCCAUCUCGGGAGAGGGUGGUGCGAGAGACAGGGAUUGUGAUUCCACGGCAAAAAUCCCCUCAAUCCUCCGUACCGAUGACACGGUGAAAGCCCCGCCUCUCAAUCUGUCGCGCUCGACCGAGGACGAUGAAUCCCGAUAUUACUGCGAUGAUGAGGAAGAGUCUGAAGAAGACUCGGAAGACGAAGGUCUUGUGAUUGGCAAAAAGAGGGCUACGCCUCAGAAGCCUAUUAUCCGGCCCGGACAGUCAAAGUCCUAACUCAGCGGUGCAUUUCCUAUAUUAUCUACCUUCUCGAAUCACCGGAACGGGGAUUCUUCCUGCCUACUCACCAGUUUCUGACGUCGCGGUUGCCAUAGAGAAUGACCCCCUAUGAAUACCGUGGUUUCUCUUUUCGAUCAAGCUUCUCCCGCCGGGGCUUUUUCUCUUUCGGCGGGGAUUACCCUUU
Molecule: messenger RNA, 4322 nt
Organism: Aspergillus homomorphus CBS 101889
Lineage: Eukaryota; Fungi; Ascomycota; Eurotiomycetes; Eurotiales; Aspergillaceae
Product: putative serine/threonine protein kinase
Exons: 2
Coding region: 491-4135 (1214 amino acids)
Biological process (GO): protein phosphorylation
Molecular function (GO): ATP binding; protein kinase activity
Source: RefSeq, a predicted model, not a curated record